AGUUUUUCCUUGCGGUGCGUUUUUGACGUCGUUUCGACCAGCCUCGUGUAUCUAGACCACGCUUGGCGACUCGUGCCCUCCAUGAAGCGCACUCAAUCCUCCGAGUCCUCGCCCUCGAGCAGCCCGCACAAAUCAAAAAAGGCCAAAACGUCGGCACCUGUCUCGCACGGGCUUGUUCAAGAACAAGAAGACGGUGGCACCUCUGGUACUGGCUCGGGCGACCAGUGGACAAAAGUGGAAAAGAGAAAGGGAAAGAAGAUGAAGAAGACGGGCGUAAAGCUUGACGCUGCUCCGCCGAAGUUUAUGUAUGUGGGCAAUGAGAUCGUGAAGCGCAAAGAGGCAGUAACAGUUUCGGAUAUUCGCGACUUUGUGCUCCACAUCAUCGCAGACGCCCCGCCAUGCUCCUGGAUCCGCGUCGACAAUCCUCACUCGAUCCAAAAAGUAGUCGUCCUCCUCAUCCCCGGCCUAACCCACACAGUCCUCUCCCUCCCUCCCCUUCCCACAUCCGCAACCUCAAACCCUAACCUUCCUAUCUCAUUACCUUUACCACCAUCACCUUCUUCAACUCCCUCCCCGACAUCUGCCCCGAUAGCUAUGGAGCUGGACGGCGAUGCGCGAGAACUAGGACACGAACGAGAAGAAGAGGCGGCGGCGUGUGGUGGGGUUCCGUUCAUCUGCCGGACGUUCAGUCAUGCGUUGCCUACGAAGGCACCGGGUGAAGCGACGAAGAUGCAUUCGGUCUUGAGUUCGUUUUUUCAGGGUCCCGUUAGUGGAGAGGAGAAGAGGAAGCGUGUCAUUGCGCGGAUAGCUUCUGAACGCCGCGAAGAAAAGAAUCCCACGCUCUACCUCCUCAAACUCGAACAAAUGAUCGAGAACGACUAUCCUAUCCCAUCCUACUUGGCCGAUGUCUUCCAAAAACCAGAAGGAUGGGUAGAGACGCCGGAGCCGCAGAUGUACUCGCUCUUGGAAAAGCAGCCUACUGCUACUGCGAAGAUCUACGCGAUUGAUUGCGAGAUGUGUUUGACCGAAGACGGGAAGGAAUUGACGAGGGUCUCCGUGAUUGAUUAUAAGACGGGCAAGGUCGAAUACGAUACUCUCGUCAAACCCUCCAAACCCAUCAUCGACUACCUCACUCGCUGGUCCGGCAUAACCCCCGCCGCCCUCGCCCCCGUAACCACCACCCUCCGCCAAGUGCAAACCCGUCUCCUCUCCCUCCUCUCCGCAAAACCGACCCCCAUCCUCCUCGGACACUCCCUUGAAUCCGACCUCAAAGCCCUAAAGCUCUGUCACCCAAAAUGCAUCGACACGGCGAUCAUAUAUCAUCAUCCAAGGGGAAGGCCACUCAAGCCCGGCUUGGCGUGGUUGACGAAGAAGUGGUGUGGGAGGGAGAUACAGGUUAGGGGGGAGGGGGGACAUGACUCCGAGGAGGACGCGAGGGCUUGUAUGGAGUUGUUGAAGAGGAAGGUGGAGAAUGGCAUGGGCUACGGUGAAUUCCGCACAGAUUUUGAGUCCAUCUUCGAGCGCAUGUCUCGCUCCGCGGGUCACGCAGGCACGCCGAACAACACCAUCCGCACCGCCGUCGUGGACCACGGAAACCCGGCGACAUGGCACGGCUCGAAGGCGACGACGACGGUGCCGUGUAAUACGGACGAGGAAGUGUAUGAGGGCGUGAAGGAGAUGCUCGGAUCGCAUGAGUUUGUGUUCGGGAGGUUUACCGGGUUGGCGGAUGCGCUUGGGUGGAUCACGCCUAAAGCCGCUCCGACCACUGAGCCCGCACCUGCAGCACCAACAGCCCCCUCAACAUCCUCCAUUCCACCUACACCCUCAGCUUCGGCUGACUUCAUUCCCCCUUCAGUCCCACAACCCCUCCCACCCGUCCUCUCCUCCCUCGAAUCCCGUCUCUCAUCCCUCCACGCCUCCCUCCCUCCACGAACCGCCUUCCUCAUCUUCUCAGGGCACUCCGACCCGCGCAAAAUGUCGGCUCUGAACGCGAAGAAGCAGGCAUUUGAGACGAGGGUCAGGGAAAGGAUGAGGGGCGGAGAAGCGUUGGUGGAUGGGUAUAAUCCGGCGGGGGAGGGUGGGGAGGGAGAGGGAGAGUUGGUGUGGAGGAGUCAGGAUGCGCGGAUGUUGGAGGAGGAGGUGGAGAAGGCGAAGAGGGGCUUGGCGUUUUUCAGUGUGAAGGUUUGAAGGUGAGAAUACUCGAGGUAGGACGAGGCUUGGAUGUUUGUUUUAUUCUGGUUCACGAAUAUCAGACGUGCGUUCAUCGUUGUGGC
This is a messenger RNA of Stereum hirsutum FP-91666 SS1, 2273 nucleotides long. RefSeq lists its product as uncharacterized. The record is from RefSeq and is a predicted model, not a curated record. Gene Ontology annotation, cellular component: nucleus. Gene Ontology annotation, molecular function: exonuclease activity; nucleic acid binding. The transcript has 8 exons. Lineage: Eukaryota; Fungi; Basidiomycota; Agaricomycetes; Russulales; Stereaceae. Bases 82 to 2187 code for a protein of 701 amino acids.